AUGCUGCUGUUGGUGACCCUGGCUCUCCUUGCCGGUCCCACCUGCAGAGCCCAGAAUAUUCUGGGGAACAAUGUCGGCACCUAUUUCUAUGUUGCUGGUGAAGAGCAUGGGCAACUUAGGGGCCUGCGGAUAUUCUUAUCGGUAAUAGACCUCAUCAAAGGCAUCCAGCUGCGGUUUGGUGGUAACUGGAGUGACGUGUACGGAUCCCGGUCACUAAAAUAUAAAGAGUUCCUUCUGGAGGAUGGAGAGCACGUGACACAGGUGAGCGGCACCAGAAAGCUCUGCCUGACUUCCCUGAGCUUAACUACUGACAAGGGGCGAGCAGUCACCUUUGGUGUUAGACGUGGCUUCUCCUUUAAUGAAAGUGGUGGUUCAGAUAAGUAUCUAGUGACUGUCAAUGGUCUGUAUGCACCGGGCCUCUGCCUUAAUGGGAUGGGCUUCAAAUGGAAAAAUAUUCAUGAUGACGUUGACAACAAUGAUGAUGACAAGGAAGAUGAUGAUGAUGAACAUGAUAAGGACAAUGAGGAAGACCAUGGUGAUAAAGACAAUGACAAAGAUGAUGAUGAUGACAAGGAAGAUGACAACAAGGAAGAUGUUGAUGAUGAAAGAGAUGACAAAGAUGAUGAGGAGGAGGAGGAUGAACAGAAAGAUGAUGAUGACAAUGAUGAUGAAGACGAUGGCAAAGAUGAUGAUGGUGGUGGUGGUGAUGACGACGACGGUGAUGAGGAAGAAGAGUAGCAUGUUCAGAGCUCAGCCCUGCAUCCCCGCAUUCCACCACCUCCUCUCAGCCAAGCUUACCCACUCACAGGGACCAAUAGACCAGGUGACCCUGGGCUGGAGUAGGCAAAGUCCAAAUGCCCUUUAUCUCUCUGUCCAAUAAAGUAUGUGCAUCUACGUGA
Molecule: messenger RNA, 899 nt
Organism: Rattus rattus (black rat)
Lineage: Eukaryota; Metazoa; Chordata; Mammalia; Rodentia; Muridae
Product: prostatic spermine-binding protein
Exons: 3
Coding region: 1-738 (245 amino acids)
Source: RefSeq, a predicted model, not a curated record